Rhizophagus irregularis DAOM 181602=DAOM 197198 is the source of this 621-nucleotide messenger RNA. RefSeq lists its product as uncharacterized. NCBI's taxonomy places the organism in Eukaryota, Fungi, Glomeromycota, Glomeromycetes, Glomerales, Glomeraceae. The record is from RefSeq and is a predicted model, not a curated record.
AUGCUUGAACAUAGACGACAGGUUCGCUACGGCUCCAAAAUUGCACUCAAACAUGUUGUUACUGGACGUUUUUUGUCGUGUAUAAAAGGUAUGAGAUAUGAUACCGGGUUCAAACAGCAUAUGGCAUUUUGUAACAGUUGGCAACCAGAUAAACUACAAGAUCUUUGGAUUGUAAUCCCAGCUUGUGAACAACAUGUCAAAUCGGGCAAUCCGGUACCAUUCAAUUCUGUUAUUGGAUUGAAACAUCAACAGUCAGGUCUAAAUCUGCAUUCUCAUGAUAUAGAUUCACCACCAACUAAGUCACCAGUAACUAAACAACAAGAAGUUACCUGUUAUGGAAGAGUAAUGGAAUGGAAUGGUCACGAUGGCCCUCCAGACGUUAACGACAACUGGCUACUACAGCGCCAUAGCACAACCUCCAAUUAUGACAAUUCAGGAUAUUGGGAAGUUGGUGACAUAAUUAGUCUGCGACAUACUAACACAAAAAGGUCGCUUUCGAGCCAUGAUUUCAUGAUGAAUAAUGGAUUCCAAGAAGUCACUUGUCACGCCGAUGGCCAUGAAGAAAACCAUAAGGUAAGGUUAAGUUUUAGUUAUCCAAUAAUAUAUGAUCAAUUACGAUAA